AUGGGUGGAAUGGGCGGCAUGGGCGGCAUGGGUGGCAUGGACUUUGAGCAGAUGAUGAAGUCCAUGGGUGGCGCUGGCGCUGGCGGCCUGGACGAGGAGGCAGGACCGUCAGGAGUUGGCGCCGAGUCGGACGACUCGGACGACGAUGGGCCCCCGCCGCUCGAAGAGGCGGAGCCCGCGAAGGAGUAGACGAAUAGCUGCUGGACCUUAUGAUGAGCGUUAUGAACGAAGUGCAUGGUCGAUGAAUGCUGCUAUUUCUUGCUGAUAUCACAUUGUUGUACGUUCCGGUUCGCAGGAGCAGUCUAAUUGUACUUGGCGCCUUUCACUCAGGGCCGCCCACGGAUGCGUGCCUUCCAAACACGCAAGUUAAUUGUCGGGGUCGAGGCUUCGGCGUGUUGCUCCCUGCUAUCCGUGACAUCGAAGCCAUCAGUGAUCUCACCGCGCAUUUAAAGCCGUGUACGAGCGACAAUAAGUAUUCUAUGGAAUUGCUUGGUCUCAUGCUCAGCUGUCAUAUGGGAGACUUUUGUCCUAUUGUGACUGUCGUAUCUAACAGCAUAUCCUCGACGCAGAUGUGUGUCAGAGCCGGUUCCCGACAUGGGUUUCUGCCCUUUCUCGGAUAUACGACGAAAGGCCUCUUUCGUGCAGCCGCGUGUAUCUGGAGAGUCCUGAUGGUGUGCAAGAUUAGGGUCCUCGAGGCCUAAGGCCCUCAGCCUCGUGGUGGCAGACAGGUACCGCAACUUCCGAAAGGCGGCCGCACUGAGGUCCAAGAUUAUGUUGCCACGGCGAACCAUGAUUGACAGACCUGCCUGC
This is a messenger RNA of Laetiporus sulphureus 93-53, 810 nucleotides long. RefSeq lists its product as uncharacterized. The record is from RefSeq and is a predicted model, not a curated record. Bases 246 to 701 code for a protein of 151 amino acids. The transcript is spliced from 2 exons. NCBI's taxonomy places the organism in Eukaryota, Fungi, Basidiomycota, Agaricomycetes, Polyporales, Laetiporaceae.